AUGGCCGACACAAACCUGCAUUUUCGCACUGCGACUCAGGAUGACAUCCUGGACCUUAAGCAGCUGAUAGAAUCAGCCUUUCGUGCUGAAGACUGCAGAGAGGGAUGGGUCGGGAAUUCACAGCUCGCGGCGCAGUUUUCCAUCGAAGCAAAGAACAUUGCGAGCAUUAUCGACAACCCCGAAAGCCUGUUCCUCAUGGCCGGCGAUACAAGUGGCACACUGUUGGGAACUAUCGGGGUUUCCAAGCGUGGCCCUGACAGCGCUAGGCUUUUUAUGCUCGCUGUAGACCCUGACUGUCACCGGGGUGGACUUGGAAAACGAAUCCUUACCUACGCCGAAGGAUACUGCCAACGGGAAUGGGGUUCUAAAGUCCUGGGACUCGAUGCUCUUUCAAACCGAGAGAAUCUGAUAUCGUGGUACAUGCGACGCGGCUUCCGGAAGACAGGAGAGACCACACCGUUCCCUCGCGAGGAGUUCAAAGACCUGGAUUUGCCUGACGAUCUGCACUUUGUCGAAUUCCAGAAGGCCUCGACUUCUGCUUCCGAUGAUAGUCUUGUGACACAGCCAGCGUCCGGAGCGUAA
Messenger RNA from Penicillium brasilianum, 582 nucleotides. NCBI's taxonomy places the organism in Eukaryota, Fungi, Ascomycota, Eurotiomycetes, Eurotiales, Aspergillaceae. The record is from the annotation of a GenBank genome assembly.